AUCGACUACUAUUUGUCAUCUCUGACUUACGAGAUAAAUUCAUAGUUAGAUUUAUCAUAGAUUUAGAGAAUAGAAAAUUGUAUAGGACUUCAUAUACACAUUAUAUCAUGGCUUCACAGGAAUUAAUAAACCAGGUAAAACAAGACGUCAUUGAAAAAUUUGCUGAUCUAAAGUCUGCUUUGUUGAUGCGAGAAAAGUUGUUGCUACGACAACUUGAUGUUAUAAAUACCACAAGUAAACAGCAACUGCAACAGCAGGAGGAUCCCGAUAAAAUAACGCCCGGAACCAUUGAGUUUUUCGGGGACAAUGAGCAAGAGCUGCUGGCAGCCAUACGUAGCUUUGGUCGCCUUCAGUUGACCAACAUAAAUCUCACGCUACAAAACCAGAACGAGGAUUAUAUUGAACCCUCUGAUGAUCAUGAGACCAUGUUCAAGGGUCUCAAUCAGAGCAUAAAAGAGGGCCCCGAGGAGGAGCAGGAGGAGAGUAUUGUUGUUGACUUUUCGCACCACAAAACCCUGAUGGAACGCAAUGCGAAAAUGGUUAAUGAGAGCAUAAUAAAUAUAACGCUGAAGGAGGCCAAAGAGUUGAUAAAACAAACAAAAACCAAGAGGGAUAAUCCAGUGCCACCGCUCAAUCUUGAAGAGCUCGACGAUGAGGUGGAGUCAUCGAUUGCUGAAGUUGUAUCCAGUUUGGAGGCAAACUCUGAGCACUACUCGAAUGGCCACAACAACAAGUACUCCCAAACACAACAAAAUUCAAAGCAGAAACGCUUUAAGCCCAAAAUAACCAUCAAUAAUUGUAACGGCACCAUCAACUUGAGGAACAUAGCCUCUUUAACCAUCAAUUGUUCGACAGAGGAGAAUAUUCAAGCGCAGAUUCCGGUUAGCUAUGCCCAGGAUCAACGGCCAGCCGAUACGGGCUAUGGCGAGGAGGCAGAAGAGCCUUCUUCCUCUACUAGGGGCAAAGACAAACAAUCGGGAAAAUCAAAGACCUUGGUGGAGUCUCUUGUGUCAUCAAGUUCGAAUACGGAAGAAUGUACAUCACCCACCUCCACCACCAGCCAGGUGACUACACCUAACAGCUUGUCGAACUAUUCUAGUAACAAUAGCUCACGUUCGCAUUCCAAAAAACACAAAAACCGAAAGUCUCAAACAAAAAACGAAAAGGUGUCUCCUCCGCCCAUAGAGAGCAAUGCUUUGUCAAGCUCUUCUACUACCACCAAUCACGAAUAUCCCACAGUCGAUUGUUCCUCUUCCAAUGAGGUCACAUGUGAUUUCUAUAAUCGUUUGCUGAAUGAAAUAAAAAGGUCCAUAAAUCAACAACAGAAAACAAGAACAAAAUGUUCCUCAACCGAUACGCAUCAUCAACAGCCCACUGCCGCCGACUCAACAUCACAGACUUCAACAUACAGCGAUUAUAUAAGCGAUAAUCACAAUGGCAAUGGUCGCCGUUUGAUUUUGAAAAAUUUUGAAAAUCUCAAAAUCAUAUUGGAGGCCAACAGUAGUGGUGAUGAGGAGUCCUUUCAUCCGGUGCAAAUUGAGCAAUGGCUAGCCGAGAUUAUAUCGGAGACUGAUUUGGAGCCAAUGCAAAAUACUGAUAUAUUGGAGCAUUCCAAAAUUCACAACGAACCACAAGAGACAUAAAUUGCAGGUUGUAUCGCGCCCUUGCCGCCAUCAGAGCAAUUUUAUAAGGUUCACUCACACAGCAGACCAAUGAAAGUCUCGUUUAGACGAAAGGUGCUCGCAAUUUCUAAGUUUUCGCAAAAAUACAUGGCAGACUAUUUACUGAUAUACGGCUAUAAACCUGAAAAGAACAUUUACAAUGCGUAUGGAAGGAUAUCAAAGCAUUGUUUAUCUCUUAUGAUCUCGAUCCAAGGUUUCAAAUUCUUGGGAUUUCGUUUUAUUUCAUUAAAUCCCGAUACAUAUUUUUUUAGUUCAUAGCAUUCCUAUUUCAUUUCAGAUGAAAUCGUCAUGGCAUUUUCACAUAUUCAAGUGUAAUUUUAUGCUGUACGUUGAAAAAAAUUGUCUUCAUUUUACAAGUAUUUUAAACAAUUUUAAAGACUGUUUUAACAACAUUUAGAUUUUAGCAUUCUAAUUUUAACACACUUUUAAUAUAUUAUACUUACUUCGUAUUUAUAAGGGCAUCACAUAUAUGGCGUCAAAAACAUAUUCGGCAGUAAUCUCACUAUCGAAAAAAAUCAAAAUCCAAAGAACAACCUCACCAACAUUAUUCGUUGUACACAUAUUCGCACAAAUUUUUGGAUAACUAAUCCAUAAUAAAUGUUCAAAUUCACAUACACACAGUAUUAAAAAAAAGAACCUGCAAAUAGGGUGAAGUUCUCGAUAUCAAAAAGAACAUCCACAACCACUGAUUGUUUUCACGCAUCCAUGUAAUGUACUUAAUUCAUUCACAGGCACAUUCCUGUGUACGAAAACAAACAUAUAUUGAACUUUAAGUGUAUUGUACAAAAAAAGAAUAUAUAUUACUUUUUGUUAUACACGAAAUCACUUUAGAAAAACAAAAAACCGUGAAUAAAAAUAGGCAUAUACAAACAAAAUAA
Messenger RNA from Stomoxys calcitrans (stable fly), 2560 nucleotides. Its product is annotated as probable serine/threonine-protein kinase dyrk2. NCBI's taxonomy places the organism in Eukaryota, Metazoa, Arthropoda, Insecta, Diptera, Muscidae. The coding region runs from base 108 to 1643 and encodes 511 amino acids. The record is from RefSeq and is a predicted model, not a curated record. The transcript has 2 exons.